Xyrauchen texanus (razorback sucker) is the source of this 3107-nucleotide messenger RNA. RefSeq names its product 2-Hydroxyacid oxidase 2-like. NCBI's taxonomy places the organism in Eukaryota, Metazoa, Chordata, Actinopteri, Cypriniformes, Catostomidae. The record is from RefSeq and is a predicted model, not a curated record. Gene Ontology annotation, molecular function: FMN binding; oxidoreductase activity. The coding region runs from base 192 to 1307 and encodes 371 amino acids. The transcript has 9 exons.
GUGUGUGUGUGUGUGUGUGUGUGUGUGUGUGUGUGUGUGUGUGUGUGUGUGUGUGCGUGUGUGUCUAGGGAGUAGCCCAGAGGCAGGGGGCUGACUCUACCUGAACACAUGUGGCAGGCCUCAGGAGCAAAUUUGGAGCUUCAGUAACAAGACUGAACUUCAUACACAUGCAGAGCUAGUGUCUGGACAAUAUGAGCAUACUGAGCUGUAAUCGGGAUGAAGGCCAUUGUGCAGAAAUGAGUAUGGUCUGUCUGACUGAUUUUGAAGAGUAUGCUAAGCUGCAUCUCUCAAAGACUACAUGGGACUAUUAUGCAGCUGGAGCUGAUGAAUGUUGUACCAGAGAUGACAACUUGCAAGCCUAUAAACGGAUCCGCUUAAGGCCACGGAUCUUACGGGAUGUGUCGGUCAGUGACACUCGAACCACGGUGCUGGGUAUGGAGAUAAGCUUCCCCGUGGGAAUUGCACCCACAGCCUUUCACUGUAUGGCAUGGCAUGAGGGAGAAUUGGCUACUGCCAGAGCCACUGAGGCAGUGAACACCUGCUACAUAACAAGCACAUACUCCACAUGCUCAGUGGAGGAGAUCUGUGCAGCAGCCCCCAACGGUUAUCGUUGGUUCCAGCUGUACUUGUACCGUGAUCGUAAGGUGUCAGAGCAGAUUGUACACAGAGUGGAAGCGCUUGGCUACAAGGCUGUGGUGCUUACAGUGGACGUGCCCUACACUGGCAAACGGCGUGAUGAUAUACGCAACAAGUUUAAGCUCCCACCACACCUGAAGCUUAAGAACUUUGAUGAGAUGUUCCAGCAAGCAGGCUCCCAUGAGGAAUACGGCACCCCAGCCAACAACUUGGAUCCAUCAAUCAGCUGGAAGGAUGUGCGCUGGCUCCAGUCUCUAACAAGCCUUCCUAUAAUCAUCAAGGGUAUUCUCACUAAAGAGGAUGCAGAGCUGGCUGUAGAGCAUGGGGUACAGGGUAUUAUUGUGUCCAAUCAUGGGGGCCGACAACUGGAUGGAGGGCCUGCAACAAUAGAUUGUCUGCCUGAGAUAGUGGAUACAGUGCAGGGACGUGUCGAGGUCUACAUGGAUGGGGGGAUCCGUUUGGGCAGUGAUGUGCUGAAGGCCAUAGCCUUGGGAGCCAGAUGUGUGUUUGUUGGCAGACCGGCAAUCUGGGGACUUGCUUACAAGGGGGAGGAAGGAGUGAGAGAAGUCUUGCAGAUUCUGCAUGAUGAGUUCCGUUUAUCAAUGGCAUUAUCAGGUUGCAGAAAUGUUGCUGAGAUCAACAGGAACCUCAUUCAUUACUCUAAACUUUGACCAGCGAAGAAACCUAUAGUUAUAUCAACUUUACCACUGACAACAGAACAAUACAAAGAUCCACUAAGUCAAAACGUAUUACCAAAGAGGUAUAUGUAAGCAUUGUUGGUGGUGAAAGUGCUUUGCAAAUUAAUUUUGAUUACUACAUCUGAUUAGGAGUGCAAUAAUGAUGGCAUUUUGUUUUGUGAAUGCUGUUUUAAGAAUACCUGACAAACAAACUUGCUAAUAUCCACAAAUGACUAGUCUGGUAAAUGAUCUUUUUUGCACUCCAUAUGCUGUAUGGGAGAGAUUGAUUCACUGGACUUACUAUGCCUGUCUGUAAUGCAAAUAGAUAUCAAAGAAUGUAAAGGAAUUAAAACAUUUCAUGUUUUGAAGCAGAGAAACCUUUUAAUUGAUGGUGAAUUAAUAUUGAACAUUUAAAGGGAUUAUUCACCCAACUGAGUAAACUAAUCCUUUAACUUUGUUUUUAUUGGGUUAAAGGUCAGUGAAAUAUCUAACAUGGCAUAACAAGUCAUUGUGAGACUAUAGGUGCCAGCUGAUGUUAUUUCAGUAUCUUAAGUUAUAAUAUUUAUCUAAACAAUAAACACUUUGCUCUUGGGCUUUCUGCUGUCGUCAAUGGGUCUGGAUGGCUGUUAAAGGAAGGACCACAGAUCAUUAUGCCUUUGUACACUAUUUUACAUGAUUGCACAAAGCAUAGCACUACAUCUUGUAACAUUUACGUGAGAGUGCUAAUUCUAAGUGCAAUUUUCAUGCCAGCACAAAGCCCAAGUGGCUGUGUUGGGAGUGUUUGCGCUAUCUGUUGGUGUGUGUGCACAAACUGUGGAUGUAUUGUAUGGUAAUGAAGUGGUGCAAAGUCUAAAUACACUUCCUGCAUUUGCAGUUUGGAUAUUCCACCAGCAUGUCCAAACUCUGAAAAUAUAGUGGAACAUCAAAUUAUGUCCCUGACAAUCCAUUUAAUGAAACAAAAAAAUAUGAGAUUUGUGUUAAACUAUAAUGGUUUAUUUUUCCAUUUUUAAUAUUAUUACCGUAUGUUCAUAUUUACAAUUGUAUUUAUGGUCUAAUUUGUAUUGGUAUUUUUCCACCUGUUGUUGUAGAGUGAUUUUUAAUCACUGCAAAAUUUAUGGUUGGAUUUGGCGUAUAUCCAAAUUCUGAAGAGAAACACAUUUUCCAUGCGUAUAAAAGCAGCAUGUCACAGUAAUAGAAAAUAAUGUAAUUUUAAAUUCUUCUAAUUCAUUGCUUAACAUCCAUUUACAGUAGUAACUCUUAUAAAUGUGCUGUCUUUGUUUAUAUAGCUGGUGCUUGACAGGAAAUAUAAUUUUUUUAAUAGGACGCAGAUGGUUUAAUAACCGGAGAAAAUCUCAGAAUUAAAUUGCACUUGACCUAGCCCAUUAGCGCAUUGCUCGCGCUAUUUCUCCAAACCCACUUGCGCCUAAACUUAGCGCAUGCUUGCAUGAAAAUACCAAAACUUCAUUGCCAUGCCCACUGACGUUGACUUAUGGCAUAGCGCUGCGCUUAGCGCCAGCACUCUUAAAAUAGGGCCCUUUAUCUCUAAUUUAAGUGUCUGUUGGUUCUUGUUUUAGUGGGCCCUUAACAUGCUUUGCAUAUUUUUACAUGCAUGGAUUAAAACAAGACCACAUGGGAGAUUCAAAUGUUAAAUCCUUUUUUUUUCACUUGUAAAGAUGUUCAUUGAUGUAUCAAAACUUUACAUUUUUAAAAAACGAAAGCACACUUAAUGCAGUGCUCAAAGUAAUAGAAUAAUCGAACAAGAGUCACUUCUAUUGUAAACAAAAAUGAAAAUAC